Molecule: messenger RNA, 776 nt
Organism: Vitis riparia (riverbank grape)
Lineage: Eukaryota; Viridiplantae; Streptophyta; Magnoliopsida; Vitales; Vitaceae
Product: heavy metal-associated isoprenylated plant protein 39-like
Exons: 3
Coding region: 99-488 (129 amino acids)
Molecular function (GO): metal ion binding
Source: RefSeq, a predicted model, not a curated record
CACUCCACCACCAAUUUCACAACUUCUUACACAUCAACUUCCCUUUCUCCACUACCCUUCUUUUUGAGUCUCUGGUCUGGUAUAAUUUCCAUAAUUCAAUGGAGAUAAAGAAAAUAAUCUUGAAGUUGGAGGUAUUCGAUGACAAAGCCAAGCAGAAGGCCAUGAAGAAUGUCUCUUCCCUUCCAGGAGUUACUUCAAUCUCCGUGGAUAUGAAGGACAAGAAAUUGACUGUAAUCGGAGAUGUGGAUCCCGUAUGCAUAGUGAGCAAGUUGAGGAAGUUUUGCCGCACAGAGAUAUUAUCAGUUGGACCAGCAAAAGAGCCAGAGAAGAAGAAGGAGGAGCCCAAGAAAGAGGAGCCCAAGAAGAAGGACGCUAAAGAUCAAUUGGCUGAUCUUGUUAAAGCACACCAAGCCUUUUACCCUCAAUAUGCCCCACACUACUAUGUUAGAAGUGUGGAAGAAGACCCAAAUGCUUGUGUCAUUUGUUAAUCACCAGAUCAUAGAAGAACCCAAAAAGGCAAAAGCAAUGGUGUCGGUAUCUGUCUAUGGGUGAUUCUAGAUAUGGGUCUUCUAUAAUGAUGGUGCACUCAAGAACAGAAGCCUUAUGUACAGUACUGAAUGGUUAGUGGAUGGUGGUGUUUGAUUGUUUAUUGUUUGCCAGUUUUGAUUUGGAGUGUAUCAUAUUUUGGGUUGUUUUUUUCCAUGAAUGAAGUAAGAACUUGGAGUUGUUAUGAUAAUUGAAUAUUCUGUCUCCUUGGUGAUGGAAAUUUGAGAUGA